UCUGAAACUGCCUUAAAGUUGUUUGUUAAAAUAUCUAAUACAGCAUUUUUGUUCUCUUUGUGAUGUUGUGACAUGGAAUAGAACCCAUAUCAUUCAUUUAACCAAUGAAGUGGUCCACUCAAGUUAGAAGCGUAUGACAUAUUCAGACCUGCAGCGAAUUUAUCAUACUGAUUUUGUAAUGUUUCCUAAAUUUGUCAUAUACGUGUUUGUGCAAUGUAGACUCUAGCUAUCCCACCUCAAGAUAUUUACCUCGUGAAAGAAUUUCAAAUGUGUCUAUCUCUUAAAAAAUAUGGGAAUGAGAUAUAUUCAGGGCGUAAAAAAGAUCACAACUUGAUGAUUUUUUGCCAAACUUCAUUCUUUAGUGGAACAUGCUUCUGACCAAGUCAUCAUGAAGAAAGCAAUGCAUGCUACAUUGUUUUAUACACCGAUUUCUAUGUACCAUGGAAAUGCUGCAGCAUAUCGGAAGUCCAUUAGUAUGCUUCAUGAUGCCCCUGCUCAUUUUUGUCGAGUUCAAUCUUUAAAGCAGGAACUAGGAAUUAAUGCAGAAACAUGGUGUCUUGGUGGUAAGAAUCAUCCUCCUUGGUUCAGUGUCGCUCCAAUGAUGGACUGGACAGAUAAUCAUUUUAGGACUCUUGUCCGCCUCAUAUCAAAUCAUGCAUGGCUUUACACUGAAAUGGUUGUGGCGGAGACAAUUAUUCAUCAAAAACAUAAUUUGAACAGGUUCUUGGCAUUCUCCCCAGAUCAACACCCAAUUGUUCUCCAGAUUGGGGGAAGCAACUUGGAGAACUUGGCAAAAGCUGCUGAACUUGCCAACUUAUACUCUUAUGAUGAAAUCAACUUGAACUGCGGGUGUCCCAGUGGAAAAGUCGCUGGCCAUGGAUGCUUUGGUGCACGCCUUAUGUUCAAUCCAAAGCUUGUUGGUCAAGCUAUGUCUGCUAUUGCUGCCAAUUCUGACGUUCCUGUUAGUGUCAAAUGCAGAAUAGGGGUUGAUGAUUGUGAUUCAUAUAAUGAACUCUGCGACUUCAUAUCUAUAGUUUCUUCUCUGUCACCCACGAAGCAUUUUAUCAUACAUGCACGGAAGGCAUUACUCAGCGGUUAUAGUCCUGCCCAAAAUCGGAAGAUUCCUCCUUUGAAAUACGAGUACUAUUUUGCCCUACUACGUGAUUUUCCAGAACUGCAGUUCACUCUAAACGGUGGCAUCACUUGUGUCAAUCAGGUUGUUGCUGCAUUAAAGCAAGGGGCAAGUGGCGUCAUGGUUGGUCGUGCUGCUUAUAAUAACCCAUGGUUUACUCUAGGACAUGUUGAUGCUGCAAUAUAUGGUGUUCGCUAUCAUGGAAAUUCUCGGCGUCAGAUCCUCGAACAAUAUCAAGAAUACGCUGACUCGGUUAUUGGAAAGUAUGGAUCUAAUAAACCAAAUGUUAGACAGCUUGUUAAGCCUCUUCUAAACCUGUUUCAUUCGGAACCUGGUAAUAGCCAGUGGAAACGCUCGGCUGAUGCUGCAUUAAGGCAUUGCAAUUCUGUGAAGUCUUUUCUGGAAGAAACAUUGGUCAACUUUCCCGACCAUGUCUUAGAUUCAACACUUGUGAAUGGUCCUCCAUCCAGCUGCGACCAGUUUGCACAUAUUGAUGAUGCCUUAUUGCCACCUCCAUAUAACAUAGAUCAAGCCCACGACACUUUAGCCUAUGCUGAGGACGAGGGAACAUUGCUUCAUUUUGUGUAAAACUGUAUUAAGAUAGAGAAAUAUAUACUUAGUUCAGUUACAAGUCAACCGAUGAGAUGAUUUUGCAGAAGUUUGAUAUGUAAAUGAGGUGAUGAUGAAUUUUGCAUGCUGAGUAACCAAAUUUUUGAGUACCCCACUUAGACUGGAAGGAAAA
Phalaenopsis equestris is the source of this 1874-nucleotide messenger RNA. Its product is annotated as tRNA-dihydrouridine(20/20a) synthase-like. The coding region runs from base 389 to 1720 and encodes 443 amino acids. Gene Ontology annotation, biological process: tRNA dihydrouridine synthesis. The transcript is spliced from 13 exons. The record is from RefSeq and is a predicted model, not a curated record. Gene Ontology annotation, molecular function: flavin adenine dinucleotide binding; tRNA dihydrouridine synthase activity. NCBI's taxonomy places the organism in Eukaryota, Viridiplantae, Streptophyta, Magnoliopsida, Asparagales, Orchidaceae.